AUGGCGUCCCGCUUGGCUAGAAGCGCCGUCGGCGCGAACCUCCUUCGGCCGACCCUGGCCCGCCGCACCCUGCCCGCCAUCUCGGCCUCGAUCGCCGGCGCCCGCAACGCGUCUAACAUUCCCGCCGAGGAUCCCAAGAAGAAGGCCCAGUCCAUCGUCGACUCCCUGCCCGGCAACUCGCUGCUCUCCAAGACUGCCAUCCUUUCCUCGUCCGCCGCCCUGAGCGUCUACGCCAUCAGCAACGAGUACUACGUCGUCAACGAGGAGACCGUCGUCGCCUUCUGCCUGCUCGCCGUCUGGGGUGGUUUGAUCAAGUACGGAGGCCCGAUGUACAGCGAGUGGGCCCAGGGACAAGCCGACAAGAUCAAGGGCAUCCUCAACUCGGCCCGCGCCGACCACACUCAGGCUGUCAAGGGCCGUAUUGAGGACGUCCAGCAGAUGUCCGGCGUCGUUGACAUCACCAAGUCCUUGUUUGCUGUUUCUAAGGAAACCGCUCAGCUUGAGGCUCAGGCCUACGAGCAGCAGCAGAAGACUGCCCUGGCCGCCGAGGCCAAGGCCGUCCUCGACUCCUGGGUCCGCUACGAAGGCCAGGUCAAGGCUCGCCAGCAGAAGGAGCUCGCUGAGAACAUCAUCGCCAAGGUUACCAAGGAGCUUGAGAACCCCAAGGUUCUCCAGCAGAUCCUCCAGCAGAGCGUCGCUGAGGUUGAGAAGAUCGUCUCCUCCAAGGCCCAAUAG
Molecule: messenger RNA, 735 nt
Organism: Colletotrichum graminicola M1.001
Lineage: Eukaryota; Fungi; Ascomycota; Sordariomycetes; Glomerellales; Glomerellaceae
Exons: 4
Coding region: 1-735 (244 amino acids)
Biological process (GO): proton motive force-driven ATP synthesis
Molecular function (GO): proton transmembrane transporter activity
Source: RefSeq, a predicted model, not a curated record